GUUAGCCACGUGUCCCACAAAUCACGAAUCGGCCCGUCGGCUCCCGUGCCAAGCUCUUGAUCAUGGCAGGAAAGCUCUUGACUCCGGUCGAAGUUGAGAAGAUGUUUGACACCGCCAUCAAGACCAUCGAGUCUCUGUACAAGGGCAAAGAGAAGGCUACCAAGCCAGCGAUGCCGACAGCUGCUUCGUCGGCAGCGAAACCAUCAUCGUCCACAGCCGGUUCGAAAGCAACGAAAGCCACGAAAAAGCGAUGUCCACUGCAUCCGUAUUCGUCCCUGAAGAGUCAGAAGAUGCUCUUGAUCCUGGCAAAACUCGUUCGCGAAGACCAGGCAAAGACGUCGGAUUACACAACGAUGCCGGCGUUGUUCAAGGUCCCGAACAAUGAGCCGUGGCCAGAGGCCCUGCGAGGCGAGACUGUCAACAUCAGAGGGUUCCGCACAGCCAAAGUCAAUGGCAAGAUACACCCCAGAAUCCAAAAGAAGCUCGACGCCAUCAAGUUCGUGUGGGACUUUGAGCAGCACAAAUGGGACCUGAACCUGUGGGGACUCCGAAUCUACAAGACAGCGUACGACGCCGACGUCAGCAUCCCUGCGUCGUUCGUCGUAAAGGACAAAGACCCGGCGUUUCCUCGCGACCUGUGGCAGUUCCCACUGGGACAGUGGGUGGCAACCAUCAAGGCGAACAUUCGCGCAGUUCCUGAAGACAAGAAGCGGCUUCUCGCUGACGCAGGAGUUGUGUGGGUAGAAUAGGCAUAGUAGUUGAGUAUUCUAUCCGUGAUGUGUGAUACUGUUGUUACUUGGUUUUGUGACUUCCACUUAAAUGGGCUAGUUGGGCUUGCGGAAUGGCAGAGGUAAGGGGUCGUGCUCUACUUGCA
Molecule: messenger RNA, 874 nt
Organism: Aphanomyces astaci
Lineage: Eukaryota; Oomycota; Saprolegniomycetes; Saprolegniales; Verrucalvaceae
Exons: 1
Coding region: 63-749 (228 amino acids)
Source: RefSeq, a predicted model, not a curated record